CCGAAACAACAAUAUAGCAGACUACACGGAAAGCAAUCAGCUGGGACUGGAGUUAAACUACUGCUGUCAGCUUCCACAGAAACAAGGUGUCAUCGUUUUGACAUCUUUCGAAAACUUCCUAGUUGGACUUGGAUGAUGGAGGACAACAACCUAAGCAGUUCCCGAACAAAACACUGGGGUGAUUUGAAGCAGGCGGUUAGGGAACUAAGACGCCAAAUAUCCUGCCUUUCUUCCAGAGUACCAUCAUCAUUUUCCUUCAGACAGCUCUCACCAUCAGUAAUCAGGAUUUAUUUUCUGUGUUCACCAUCAAAUGGUCGGGAAACAACACUAUUUUUCUGUGAUGUGGAUUCUAAUUUUUCUUGGGAACUUGAAGGUUCUCCCCUUGUUUGGCAUCCAGCAAUAGACUCAAAUUUUCAAAUGUUGCCUUCAGUUGGGAAAUUUUCCAAAGAAGAGCAGUUGCAAUGGGAACGGAAGAGAUUAGUUACCUCUGGGAUUACAUCUUAUGAGCUUCAUCAUGAAACAGGGAGGCUUAUAUUUCCCGCCGGUGGAUCCAUGUUCCAGUGUUUGGAUCCCGGUAACCAUGUCGUAAAUUUGCAGCCAGUACAACUGGAAACAAACUGCGGUGGAGCUCGUCUCAAUUGCCAAAUUUGUCCUAAUAUGUCCGAAUUAGUGGCCUUUGUAUCGAAUUCAGAUGUUUGGGUUGCACACACCGAUUCAGGAAACGAACAGCGUCUAACGUGGGUUCACACCAACAAAAAUAGCUUGGCUGCAGAUCCAUUAAGCGCUGGAAUCCCUUCCUAUGUUAUUCAAGAAGAAUUCUGUCGCUUUCAGGGGUUUUGGUGGCAGCCUGUAAUGACCGACGAUGUUUUUCGUAUCUUAGUAGAAGAAGUUGACGAAUCCGAUGUAGGAAUAAUUAAGUUUCCGAGCUUUAACGGUGACGGGGGCUUGGAAGAAUACAGAUUCCCAAGAGCUGGUACUCCCAACGCCAAGUCAGAUCUAAAGAUGGUCACCUUUCAACUCAGUGACAAAGGCGAAUUUGCUGAUAUUCAGUUACUUGAAUUACGACAACCACUAGGGAUAAUGUUCCCAUCAGCCGAGUAUUUGACUCGAGCGGGGUGGACACCUGACGGAGAAAAUGUUUGGGUCCAACUUGUAGACCGCUUACAACAGAAGCUUGAUCUAGUGCUGAUUCCAAUUCAUCUUUUUCGCCCUUGUCGUCCAAUUCGGAGGAAUGUAAUUGAAAGCAGUAUGUCUGCACCGACACUAUGCCGGCACCCAGCCCAAAUUUUGUGCAGUGUCUUCAGCCAAAAUUGGAUCAACGUCCACGAUAUUCUACAUUUUUUACCAACGGAUGAGUCAGAUAUGAUGCGAUUCAUAUUUGCCACGGAAGAAUCUGGCUUUCGUCAUUUGUAUCUUUACACGGUUCAGCUUAUUCUAUCUCCAAACAAGACGUCUAAUACUGACGGAGUUUGUCGUGCGGCACAAAUCGACAAGCAACAAUUAACUAGUGGGGAAUGGGAAGUGUUAGACCAGUGGCUUUGGGUUGACCACAAAUUCGGCCUGGUCUAUUUUAUGGGCUUACGUGACUCACCGCUGAGCUCUCAUUUGUAUGUCACUUCUUAUAUUCGACCCAGCUCAAACAUCGUCCGUUUGACGCAAAGUGGCUUCUCACACACUGUUUCUAUGAACAAGGAAUGCACAAUAUUUGUGACGGUCUACAGCAAUACUCAGUCGAUGCCGGCCUGCCAAGUAGUAGCCUUGGAACCUCCCGCCGAUUUAGUUCAUCCUGUACCGUUGGCUUUCUUAGUCGAACCUGCCCUUCCAGACCAAUGGUAUCAGCCACCAGAACUAUUCAGCCAUGUGAUCUCCUCUGGUGACAGACUUCAUGGAAUGAUUUUUCGGCCGCACACCUACAGGCAUGGACAAAAAUACCCAACCGUUCUUAAUAUUUAUGGGGGUCCUGAAGUCCAGUUGGUCACCAAUACUUUCAAGGGUUUACGACAAUUAAGACUGCAUAUGUUGGCCGCACUGGGCUAUUGUGUUCUGACGAUUGAUUCAAGAGGUUCUCAGAAUCGAGGCGUAAAUUUCGAAAGCCACAUUAAGGGACGAUUGGGCACAGUUGAGCUUCAGGAUCAAGUUGAAGUGUUACAAUGGGUAGCCGAAACAAUGGGCUGUAUAGACCUCAACCGCGUUGCUAUUCACGGUUGGUCUUACGGUGGCUAUCUCAGUUUGCUGGGAUUGGCCCAGUACCCACAUGUAUUCAAGGUGGCAAUCGCUGGAGCACCGGUCACUUCAUGGAACUUGUAUGAUACCGGUUACACUGAAAGAUACCUUGGCCAGCCACAAAUCAACCAAAUUGGCUAUAAAAACGGAGCAGUACUGAGCUACAUAAACCAAUUCCCCGACCAAGAGAACCGGUUGCUGAUUAUUCAUGGGAUGAUCGAUGAAAAUGUGCAUUUUGCCCACACUAGUCAGCUAAUUAAUGCGUUAGUCCGAGCUGGGAAACCUUAUCAGCUUCAGGUGUAUCCGAACGAGCGUCAUAGUUUGCGGCAUCUCGACGCUAGCGAGCAUUAUGAAACCGUCUUGCUUACUUUCUUACGCAAUUGUUUAUAGACUAGAUUGAAGAAGAAAGUGGAAUAUCCGUUGAUAGAAAGUGGUUCUUAGUUUUAUGACAACCCACCCUGUAAUAAUGACCUUGUGUUUGUGUGUGUGUUGAGUUAAUGUGACUGUGAUUCAUCCAUUGUUGCGCAGAAGUUUUAUCACUGCCGUCAUUUGCCUCAAUGAAGGCUCUACAAUGUUUCAGUAUCGUCAUCACUCCAGACGAAGGGUGUUUCUCUUUCAGAAAAAUUGUACAGCAGAUGCAACCCAUCAAGAACGGCACCUUUUUUUAGACAUUGUGUUUAGAUAUAUAGCCUAUAUAUUUUUCUUCUUCUUUCCUCCUCUGUGUUGCUGUAUGACCAGUGACUCUGUUAUUUCGAGUGAUGAAGCGUGGUCAUGGUGAAGUUCUUUUUGCUAUCUCUUUUGCUUUGCAAAAACAUUCGGGCUAACUCUUUGGUGUAUCAGCAAGGGAUUAAUGUUACAAAGCAUCGGCUUUUGGUGAGUAAAUUGGCAAUUGGUUUCCUUUGAGUCCACGUUAUUUUGUUGUUUUUCCAAAUCCUUUGUCCUAUUUGCCAGUUUAUUAUUCCUUUACUUUAACGGUUCGACUGUACUGUUCUUUAAUAAAAUAAAAUUCCUCGCCAACAA
Molecule: messenger RNA, 3243 nt
Organism: Daphnia carinata
Lineage: Eukaryota; Metazoa; Arthropoda; Branchiopoda; Diplostraca; Daphniidae
Product: dipeptidyl peptidase 9-like
Exons: 15
Coding region: 133-2613 (826 amino acids)
Biological process (GO): proteolysis
Molecular function (GO): dipeptidyl-peptidase activity; serine-type peptidase activity
Source: RefSeq, a predicted model, not a curated record